AUAUGUAAUGUAAUAACUUUGCUAUGUGGCAAACCUUGGACCUUCAGGCUGGAAGCGUGGUGGUCUUGGUUGGCGGUUAUGCCCAAGAACAUCAGAUCAGCAAUGGCAACCUCUUCUUUCUUCUUCACCUUGCUAUUACUGCUUCUCACUGUUUCAGAUUUGUUUGUGCAAAGCCGUGGCCUUAAUUUUGGAAUCAACUACGGGCAAAUAGCCAACAACCUUCCAUCUCCAUCUCGUGUGGCUGUUCUAAUAAAAUCUCUGAAUGUAUCCAGAAUCAAACUCUAUGAUGCUGAUCCAAAUGUUCUAUCUGCAUUCUCCAAUUCAGAUGUGGAAUUCAUCAUAGGACUAGGGAACGAGUAUCUGCAGAGCAUGAGAGACCCUUCUAAGGCUCAGAGCUGGGUUCAACAGCAUGUUCAGCCUUACAUUUCACAAACCAGAAUCACUUGCAUCACUGUAGGAAAUGAGGUAUUCAACUACAAUGAUACACAGCUCACAGCAAAUCUUCUCCCAGCAAUGCAAAGUGUGUAUAAUGCCCUUGUUAAUCUAGGACUAGCACAACAAGUUACUGUUACGACUGCUCAUUCUUUCAACAUUUUAGCCAAUUCUUUUCCUCCUUCAUCUGGGGCAUUCAGGCAAGAUCUGAUACAAUACAUUCAACCCCUCCUUAGCUUUCAUGCUCAAAUCAAAUCACCCUUCCUCAUUAAUGCAUAUCCCUUUUUUGCAUACAAGGACAAUCCAAACCAAAUCUCCUUGAACUAUGUGCUAUUUCAGCCAAAUCAAGGGGCCACUGAUCCAAACACCAAUUUACAUUAUGAUAACAUGUUGUAUGCUCAGAUUGAUGCUGUCUACGCCGCCAUCAAAGCGCUGGGACAUACCGAUGUUGAAGUCAGGAUUUCAGAAACUGGUUGGCCUUCUAAGGGUGACCCUGAUGAGGUUGGAGCCACACCCCAGAAUGCAGAAAUAUAUAAUAGUAAUUUAUUGAAGAGGAUAGAGCAGAAGCAAGGCACUCCUGCUAAUCCAUCUGUUCCAAUUGAUAUUUUUGUCUUUGCACUUUUCAAUGAGAAUUUGAAGCCUGGUCCUGUUUCUGAGAGAAACUAUGGCCUUUAUUAUCCUGAUGGUACCCCAGUUUAUAACAUUGGAUUAGAAGGUUAUCUCCCAGAAAUGGUUAUAGAGUCCAAAUCUAACGCUUUGUCCACCAAUUUUCUCAUCUACAUAUUUACAUGUUUGUUGUUCAUUUGGGAGCUUUCAAGACCGUGACAAAACAAAUAACUUUCUACAAAUCAUUCUUUUGCAAGAGUUGGUGAAGGGAGACAAAGGCAAGGCAAAUUCUACACUUUUUGUACACAGCCAUGGGAGCAGUUGUUCAAGGACUAGUUCGUAUUCUUAAAUCUAGUUUUUAGCUAAAUCCAUUCAUAUAAUUUUUUAUUUCACAGUUUAGAAAUAAUCGUAAUAUGGAGUACAGUGAUUUUUUUUGACAGAAAGUUGAUAUAGAAAAAAAAACGUUUUCUUUUUUAGACAGAAAGAAAGGAGAAUUAUAUAUUAUGCUGUACAUGUAGAAGAAAGUGUUCAGUUAUGACUCUCGUUUGUGCGUAGUCUCAGUUGGCAAUUUUUUUGUGAAAAACUUCAUUGAGUUAAACUAAUGAUGCUGAUUUAAUUUGUUUUUAUAUGUACUUACAAA
Molecule: messenger RNA, 1678 nt
Organism: Glycine soja
Lineage: Eukaryota; Viridiplantae; Streptophyta; Magnoliopsida; Fabales; Fabaceae
Product: glucan endo-1,3-beta-glucosidase 14-like
Exons: 4
Coding region: 79-1257 (392 amino acids)
Biological process (GO): carbohydrate metabolic process
Cellular component (GO): plasma membrane
Molecular function (GO): hydrolase activity, hydrolyzing O-glycosyl compounds
Source: RefSeq, a predicted model, not a curated record